AUGUUAUUCAGUAGAGUGUUUAGCAAUAAUGGAUUACAUGGUUCAAAAAUGUUUCCUGUGAUUUAUAAAAGAGUGACAAGAGAUAGUCUCAGAAAAUAUUCAGCAUUAAAAUACAAGGGACAAAGAAAUAUACUAAGGAAUUUUACUAUUCUUGCUGGUGUGGUAUUAUCAACUGUCAUAUAUGUGAGGUACUCUUCAAAAAGACAUAUUUCCUUUGAUACGUUACCUAAUUUUGAUGAAAGUCACAGAAAAGAUACUGUUACUUUGUUAUCUGAUGAGCAAAUUAAUACCAAAUUGAGGACCAAUCAACAAAGCUAUUUAAUAGAUCGUGGUACAGGUAUCUAUAGGUAUGAUAUUUCCCAAUUACCGUCAAACAAUCCGAUUGAAGAUAACCAUUCAGAACAUAUCAUUCAACUGAGGUCUGAUGAUGCAAUAAAAAAAAAUAAUGAAUCAAGUACAGAUAACAAUGAUUUGUAUUUUUUUGGUAUCUAUGAUGGACAUGGUGGUCCUUAUACAUCAACUAAACUAUCUCAAUCUUUAAUUGCAUAUGUAGUCAGAAAUAUUAUUAAAAAUGAUCUAAUUAAUAAUAGUAAUAAAGAUGUUAUGGAUAAAACCAUUCAAGACGCUUUCUUACAAUUAGAUAACGACAUUGUGAUUCAAGCAUUUAGAAACUUGUUAUCAGAUCCUACAAAUAAAACAUUUAUUAAAAAUGUUUUUCCUGCCAUAUCUGGUUCAUGUGCAUUGUUAAGCAUAUAUGAUUCAAGGACUAAAAAAUUGAAAGUAGCUGUCACUGGAGAUUCUAGAGCCUUAAUAAUUGGGAAGCAAUCAGAUGGAGCCCAUGAACAAUGGUUUGUUAAGUCAUGUUCUAUCGAUCAAACAGGGGAUAAUCUAAAUGAAGUAAAAAGAAUCCGUGAAGAACACCCAAAUGAACCUAAUGUGAUAACACGUGGUAGAAUUCUAGGUUCUUUGCAGCCAUCUAGAGCCUUUGGUGACUAUCGAUAUAAGUUGAAAGAGAUUGAUGGGCAAGCUUUAGAUAGUUUACCUGAUUAUUUGAAAUUAUAUUUAAGAUCACAACCUAGAAAUUUUUUAACACCGCCAUAUGUUACGGCAAGACCUGAGAUUACUACAACUAAGAUUAACGAAAAUAUAAAAUUAAUGGUGAUAGGAUCAGAUGGUUUGUUCGAAUUCUUAACAAAUGAAGAGAUUGCAUCAUUAGCUAUCAAAUGGUUGGAGAAUGACCAAGGAUUGAUAAAAGAUUCUAAAUUACCUCUAGUGACAGAUAUAACAGAAAACAUUGAUGACGAUUCACAAAGAACUGCAUUCAGGUACAGAGAAAAUAGAAACAAAAAUAAUAGUAACUCCUUAGGAUACUUAUUAGAAGAUUCAAAUAUAGCCACUCAUUUGAUAAGAAACGCACUAAGUGCUGGUGGUAGAAAAGAAUUUGUGUCUACUUUGUUGUCAAUACCAUCUCCGAAGAGUAGGAAAUAUAGAGAUGAUUUGACCGUCACUGUAGUAUUCUUUGGUGAAGAAAAUCAUUAG
Messenger RNA from Arxiozyma heterogenica, 1539 nucleotides. It is a transcript of the gene PTC5, whose product is annotated as type 2C protein phosphatase PTC5. The record is from RefSeq and is a predicted model, not a curated record. Lineage: Eukaryota; Fungi; Ascomycota; Saccharomycetes; Saccharomycetales; Saccharomycetaceae. Gene Ontology annotation, molecular function: [pyruvate dehydrogenase (acetyl-transferring)]-phosphatase activity; cation binding. The transcript has a single exon. Gene Ontology annotation, cellular component: mitochondrion. The coding region runs from base 1 to 1539 and encodes 512 amino acids. Gene Ontology annotation, biological process: protein dephosphorylation.